AUGGCGGAUAUCGAACCAGAGGUUGCUGCUGCAGGAAUCGUGAAAAAGAGAACGUUCAAGAAGUUCUCUUUCAGAGGAGUCGAUCUCGAUGCUCUUCUUGACAUGUCUACCGAUGAUCUUGUCAAGCUCUUCAGCUCUCGUAUCCGCAGAAGGUUCUCUAGAGGAUUGACCAGGAAGCCGAUGGCUUUGAUCAAGAAAUUGCGCAAAGCGAAGAGAGAUGCACCAGCUGGUGAGAAGCCAGAACCAGUGAGAACCCACUUGAGGAACAUGAUCAUUGUGCCUGAAAUGAUCGGAAGCAUCAUCGGUGUUUACAAUGGAAAGACUUUUAACCAAGUCGAGAUCAAACCGGAGAUGAUUGGACACUACUUGGCUGAGUUCUCGAUCUCAUAUAAGCCGGUUAAGCACGGUAGGCCUGGUGUUGGUGCUACCAACUCCUCCAGGUUUAUCCCUCUCAAAUGA
This is a messenger RNA of Microthlaspi erraticum, 459 nucleotides long. The record is from the annotation of a GenBank genome assembly. NCBI's taxonomy places the organism in Eukaryota, Viridiplantae, Streptophyta, Magnoliopsida, Brassicales, Brassicaceae.